CGCAUGCAACCCUGGUGAAUCCACAAACGCGUGACGUCGCCGACCAAAACAAAAACAAACAUGAGCGCCGAACGAAACGGUGUGCUCCUGCUGUCUGAGCUUCUGGACGAUCCUCUUACCGACCCUGUCAACAUUGCAGCGGAAAUAACUGCGGCAACCACGGCAGCAUUGUGUGUUCUGUCGGCCGCAGGUGAAGAGGGAAUUCCCCCGGCCAAGAAGAAACGUGUGGAGGGAGAGAAAGGCAGGGCUCUCCAUUUCCUCGCAGAUCCGGAGUUUGUGAAUCGUUUUCGGAUGAAGAGGAGCACUGUCAGUGAGUUAUGUAUUCUUCUGGCACCACACAUCUGUAAUAAUUUUUUGACAACAGAGAAGAAGAUUUUGGCAACAUUAUGGCUGUUAGGCAACCAGGAGUCAUUUCAAGAAGUUGCAGGGAGAUUUGAAAUUGGAGUAGAGACUCUACACACUUCCCUGAUAGAUGUCUGUGGUGCGCUAACACUAGUGAUGCGAGAAAUUAUCAUUUGGCCACAAAAGCACCACCUCGAGCAGGUGGCAAAUGAUUUCAUGAAGAAGACAGGAUUCCCAGGAGUUGUAGGGAUAAUUGGUGGCACUCAAAUUGGCAUCCCAGUUCCUACACAGUAUGUGGAUGCAUAUAAAAAUAGGGACAAUAUUACAAGCAUGCAACUUCAAGCUGUGUGUGAUAGCAACUUACAGUUCUUGGACAUCACAACAGGGUGGCCGGGAUCGGUGCACAAUGCUCGUGUGUUUAGGAACAGCCCUCUGCAAGCUUUGCUGCAAAAGGGCAGUUUGCCUCAUUUGUAUCACAUUAUUGGGGAUGAAACAUAUCCUUUGACAUCUUAUUUGAUUGUGCCUUAUGAAGAUAAAGAAAUUCUUACAGAAGUGCAAAAGAAAUUUAAUGUGUGUCAUGCAUUUACUCAGUGUACUAUAGAAAGAGCUUUUGAACUCCUGAAACACAAAUUUAGAAGACUAAAAGAUUUAGACAUGAAGCUAGUGGAAAGGGUGCCAGGAAUUAUUGCAGCUACGUGUGUUUUACACAAUUUUAUUUUAAAAGUGGAAGGUUAUGGUAGUAGUCCAGUUGACAUCGAGCCCAAGAAUAGAAAAGCAUCAAGUCUGCAUUUCACAAAGAUCUAUGCAGAAGAGGUGCAACAAAAAAGGAAUGACCUAGCAAAGACAAUAGCACACUCAGGAAUUACUUUUGUAAAAUAGUUGGAUAUAGAAAAAAUAAGUCUUAAAAUAUGAAGUGUUUAUAUUAGUUGCCACUGUUUUUGGUAUCAAAAUACACAUUAUGAGUUUUUGCAGUUUCAUUCUUCUUGGAAGAUUGUGAUGGUUAUUUAUACCAGUUGGGAAGCGGUUUCUUGCAAGGCACAUACUGCUUCGUGUUGAGGCUGUAACUCAAUGCCAAUGGAAAAAGUAAUGUUCAUGUAGUUCUGUUCUGUGAAAUAGCUAUACACAGUGCUUAGUCACUAAAGAGUCAAUUAGUAAACUUUAUGACAUCACUCGAUUUCCCCUUUAAAAAUAUAUUUUUUAAAUUUUAUUUAUUUAUUAUUAUUAUUAUUUUUUUUUACAACUGACGUCAAAAAGGGUUUUGGAUCAGUGUUUGAAUAUCAGUCUUAUGAAUACGUUUUUUACAAUUUCUUUAAGCAUACAGCUGUUAGUCUCAUUUGUCUUAUUCCUGUAUAAUAAAAUCACUUGUUGCAUUGUUUAGCAAAUCUUUUCUGUCUCCAAGUAUCUUUUAUUACUUGAUUUUCCACAAGGCUUUAACCCUCAAUGGACAAGUGUGUUGAUUCCUUGGCCAUACAAGGUUAUGCUUAGGUUAGGACAUAAAUCUGAUUCAAAAUUUUUGUUUUUUUAAUAACAGGGCGAAUAUGCUAUGCUUUACACUAACCCUUUGUAAAUUAUUAUUUUAUCAAUGGAAUAGUCCUAAAUGAUCCUCAUGGUUAUAAAACAUUACAGAGAUUUGGAAAGAAAUUCCAGGCUUGGCACGUGAUUGAGUGUAGCCGACCUCAGGCUUGUUCCAAAGCUUACCUAAUCAGCUUCCAAUUCUAUUAUCUGAAGGCUGCAGAUUAAACUAAAGUAGAGAAUACUAAAUGUACUGUCUCAUUGAAAGCCAGUGGAAACUACUGUGAUUUACUUGUCACGUUUGCAAUUAUUAUUAUUAUUAUUAUUAUUAUUAUUAUUUAUUUAUUUAUUUAUUUAUUUUUUAAAUUAUUAUUAUUAUUUUAUUAUUUUAUUUAUUUAUUUAUUUAUUUAUUUAUUUAUUUAUUUUUAAUAUCAUAAGUGGCAUUGUUCAGUAAGUUAAAAUUUCAGUUGUUAGGUUAUUUGUCCUCAAAGUUAAGUAAUCUUUUAGUAGAAUUUAUUUAAAAAAAAACUUUUGUUCAGUAUUUACAUACUUUUAACCAGCUUUAUAAUGUUCAUAUAUUUUACACCAAAUAGUCAAAUCUACUGAAUUAUUUAACUAUAGAUUAAUUCAGAUCUAUAACUCUGGUUAAAUUGCCUUAUUCUUAAUGAAGGGAAUGACAGUCAUAAUUUUUUUUAUAUAUGUUAGCUCAUCCUUUAUUUUGGUCUGUUGAAUAUUAGUUUUCAGUGUGAUGAAAACAUUAUGGAGGUUAUUUGAACACUGAUACCUUUAUUUGCAGGAGAAUUUGUUACAAUUUAAGUCUCUGUGCACGGGUAAAACCUAAUGCUAAAUUUGUAUAUACUGUACAUAUUUUUUAUAUAUAAAACAGGACAAUAAAUUUGAUAUCCCA
Molecule: messenger RNA, 2762 nt
Organism: Penaeus monodon (black tiger shrimp)
Lineage: Eukaryota; Metazoa; Arthropoda; Malacostraca; Decapoda; Penaeidae
Product: protein ALP1-like
Exons: 2
Coding region: 61-1221 (386 amino acids)
Source: RefSeq, a predicted model, not a curated record